Messenger RNA from Drosophila virilis, 659 nucleotides. It is a transcript of the gene PGRP-SC2, whose product is annotated as Peptidoglycan recognition protein SC2. Gene Ontology annotation, biological process: innate immune response; peptidoglycan catabolic process. The record is from RefSeq and is a predicted model, not a curated record. Gene Ontology annotation, molecular function: N-acetylmuramoyl-L-alanine amidase activity; peptidoglycan binding; zinc ion binding. Lineage: Eukaryota; Metazoa; Arthropoda; Insecta; Diptera; Drosophilidae.
CAAGUCUAAAAACCAAUUCAGAGUCAUGGCAAGUAAAGCUCUAAUCGUUCUGGCCGUGCUCCUAUGCGCACAGGCCGUCUUUGGUGUAACCAUCAUUACCAAGUCGCAGUGGGGCGGUCGCUCGGCCACUAGCAAGUCCACGCUGGCCAGCUCCCUGAGCUAUGCUGUAAUCCAUCAUACCGCUGGUAACUACUGCACCACACGAAGCGCUUGCGAGACGCAGUUGCGCAACAUCCAGAGCUACCAUAUGGACAGCUUGGGCUGGGCUGAUAUUGGCUACAACUUCCUGAUCGGUGGUGAUGGCAACGUAUACGAGGGUCGCGGCUGGAACGUUAUGGGAGCUCAUGCUACCAACUGGAACUCCAAGUCCAUUGGCAUCUCCUUCCUGGGCAACUACAACAGCGACAAAAUAACUUCCGCUCAGAUCACAGCUGCCAAGGGUUUGCUGUCUGAUGCUGUUGCCCGUGGCCAAAUCAUUUCCGGCUACACUCUGUACGGCCAUCGUCAGGUGGGCUCCACUGAAUGCCCUGGCACCAAUAUCUGGAACGAGAUCCGCACCUGGUCCAACUGGAAGGCUUAAGUGCUUAAUAUAAUCUAGGCUCUUCAGGCUUCAAAAAUAUAUAUAAACUGCUGCAAAAUAAAAACUUUUUAUAAUACAA